Auxenochlorella protothecoides is the source of this 807-nucleotide messenger RNA. Its product is annotated as Eukaryotic translation initiation factor 2 subunit beta. The transcript is spliced from 8 exons. Gene Ontology annotation, cellular component: eukaryotic translation initiation factor 2 complex. Lineage: Eukaryota; Viridiplantae; Chlorophyta; Trebouxiophyceae; Chlorellales; Chlorellaceae. The coding region runs from base 1 to 807 and encodes 268 amino acids. Gene Ontology annotation, biological process: formation of cytoplasmic translation initiation complex; formation of translation preinitiation complex; translational initiation. Gene Ontology annotation, molecular function: translation initiation factor binding; mRNA binding; translation initiation factor activity. The record is from RefSeq and is a predicted model, not a curated record.
AUGGCGGUGAGUGGGCGUGUAAGGUUACUCCUGACGUUCCCCUACAUAUGCUUCCCCCUUGAAUCUGCAGUGAACGAUGAUCUCAACCUGGAGUUUGGGAAGAAGAAGAAGAAGAAGACGGUGAAGAUCAAGGAGGAGCUGGUAGAUGAGGCCGAGGCACUGGAGGAGGAUGACCUGGACCUCAGCAUGGAGCUGGGCAAGAAGAAGAAGAAGAAGAAGGCCAAGGCCAAGGAUGAGGACUUUGGGCUGGAGGCCGCGGAGGGCCCGGAGAGUGUGGAGGGCAGCCAGGCCAAGGCAGGGCUCCCCUGGGAUGGGUCGGACCGCGACUACACAUACGAAGAGCUGCUGGACCGCGUGUUUGGCAUCCUGAAGGAGAACAACCCGGAGCUGACAGGCGAGCGGCGCAGGACCACGCUGAAGCCGCCCCAGGUGGCGCGUGAGGGGACCAAGAAGACGGUGUUCACCAACUUCAUGGAGCUGUGCAAGUCCAUGAACAGGAACCACGAGCACGUCCAGGCCUUCCUCCUGGCGGAGCUGGGCACAUCUGGCUCCCUGGAUGGGCAGCAGCGACUGAUUGUGAAGGGGCGCUUCCUGCCCAAGGCCUUCGAGGGUGUGCUCCGGCGAUACAUCAACGAGUACGUGCUGUGCAACUCCUGCAAGUCGCCCGACACGUUGCUGGAUCGCGAUGCAUCCACCCGCAUCAUGUUCAUGCGCUGCCAGCAGUGCGGGGCCUCCCGGACGGUGUCUGCCAUCAAGGCGGGUUUCCAGGCCCGCACCGUGUCCCGAAAGUCCCAGCUCAGGGGCUGA